Molecule: messenger RNA, 2162 nt
Organism: Tinamus guttatus (white-throated tinamou)
Lineage: Eukaryota; Metazoa; Chordata; Aves; Tinamiformes; Tinamidae
Gene: ZMYND11
Product: zinc finger MYND-type containing 11
Biological process (GO): regulation of signal transduction; regulation of transcription elongation by RNA polymerase II
Cellular component (GO): nucleus
Molecular function (GO): DNA binding; transcription corepressor activity
Source: RefSeq, a predicted model, not a curated record
CCUAAACCCUGUUUACCCCAGAAACCUGAACUGUGGACAGACAGAAGAGGGGAGAGAGAGAGAGAGAGAGAGAAAAUUCAGACACAAUAAAACUCUGAGGGGGAAAAUAUGUGGAAGGAGGAGGCAGCGGCGGCCUGGGGAAGGGAUUGAAAAGUUUCCCCCGGCUUUAACUUCUCCCCCCCUGCAGCAGCAGAAGCGGCGGCGGCGGCGGCACAAGCUGACCAAGUAAACAGGUCAUGGCACGCUUAACGAAGAGACGACAGGCAGAUACAAAGGCUAUCCAGCAUCUUUGGGCAGCUAUAGAAAUAAUCCGGAACCAGAAGCAAAUUGCUAACAUUGACCGUAUUACAAAGUAUAUGUCUCGAGUCCAUGGUAUGCAUCCAAAAGAAACCACCCGUCAGCUGAGUUUAGCAGUCAAGGAUGGUCUUAUUGUUGAAACCCUGACGGUGGGGUGUAAAGGGUCAAAAGCUGGUAUUGAGCAAGAAGGAUAUUGGUUGCCAGGAGAUGAGAUUGCCUACGGUAUGCAGCCUUUUUCCCAGACAGCAGCAAAAAACAAGGACUGGGAAACAGAAAAUCAUGACUGGUAUUGUUUUGAAUGCCAUUUGCCUGGAGAGGUGUUGAUAUGUGACCUGUGUUUUCGUGUGUAUCAUUCCAAGUGUUUGUCUGAUGAGUUCAGGCUUAGAGACAGCAGUAGUCACUGGCAGUGCCCAGUUUGCAGGAGUAUCAAGAAGAAAAACACAAGUAAACAGGAGAUGAGCACAUACCUGCGGUUCAUAGUCUCUCGCAUGAAGGAGCGGGCUAUAGACCUGAACAAGAAAGGCAAAGACAACAAGCACCCGAUGUACAGGAGGCUGGUGCACUCAGCUGUUGAUGUUCCUACCAUUCAGGAGAAAGUCAACGAAGGAAAGUACAGGAGUUACGAGGAGUUCAAAGCAGAUGCUCAGCUGCUUCUACACAACACCGUGAUUUUCUAUGGAGCGGACAGUGAACAAGCUGAUAUAGCGAGGAUGCUUUACAAAGACACGUGUCAUGAACUGGAUGAACUGCAGCUCUGCAAGAACUGUUUCUAUUUGUCAAAUGCACGACCUGACAACUGGUUCUGCUAUCCUUGCAUACCUAAUCAUGAGUUGGUUUGGGCCAAAAUGAAAGGCUUUGGGUUUUGGCCAGCCAAAGUCAUGCAGAAAGAGGACAAUCAAGUUGAUGUUCGCUUUUUUGGCCAUCACCACCAAAGGGCCUGGAUCCCUUCAGAAAACAUUCAGGAUAUCACAGUUAACAUCCAUCGGCUGCACGUGAAGCGCAGUAUGGGUUGGAAGAAGGCUUGUGAUGAGCUGGAACUGCACCAGCGUUUCCUUCGUGAGGGGAGAUUUUGGAAAUCAAAGAAUGAGGAUAAAGGGGAAGAAGAGGCAGAAUCUAGUAUCUCUUCCACCAGCAAUGAGCAGCUGAAGGUUACUCAGGAACCAAGAGCAAAGAAAGGACGACGUAACCAGAGUAUGGAACUCAAGAAAGAAGAGCCAGAACCUGAAACCGAAGCAGUAAGUUCAAGCCAGGAAAUUCCCACAAUGCCUCAGCCCAUUGAAAAAGUUUCAGUCUCAACUCAGACCAAGAAGUUAAGUGCCUCUUCUCCAAAAAUGCUGCAUCGGAGCACCCAGACCAGUAAUGAUGGAGUGUGUCAGAACAUGUGCCAUGACAAAUACACCAAAAUCUUUAAUGACUUCAAAGACAGGAUGAAAGCUGAUCACAAAAGAGAAACUGAGAGAGUUGUGAGAGAGGCAGUGGAAAAGCUGCGUACCGAGAUGGAAGAGGAGAAAAGGCAGGCUGUAAAUAAAGCUGUCGCCAACAUGCAAGGAGAGAUGGACAGAAAAUGUAAGCAGGUAAAGGAGAAAUGCAAAGAAGAGUUUUUAGAAGAAAUUAAGAAGCUAGCAGGCCAGCACAAGCAGCUGAUAUCCCAGACCAAGAAGAAACAGUGGUGCUACAACUGCGAGGAGGAGGCCAUGUACCACUGCUGCUGGAACACCUCCUACUGCUCCAUCAAGUGCCAGCAGGAGCACUGGCACGCCGAACACAAACGCACCUGCCGCAGGAAAAGAUGAACCGGCCGCCCUCCCCGAGCAAAGCACCCCAUGAUGGCUAUUCUCAGACACAGCGGUUUUUGUUUCCAAGAA